This is a messenger RNA of Dentiscutata heterogama, 477 nucleotides long. NCBI's taxonomy places the organism in Eukaryota, Fungi, Glomeromycota, Glomeromycetes, Diversisporales, Gigasporaceae. The record is from the annotation of a GenBank genome assembly.
AUGGAUCACGGAGAUCAUGGCAAUGGAAAUAAUAAUUUUAGAUGUUCGAUGAAAAUGCUUUUCAACUGGGAUACUACGAAUCUUUGUAUUAUAUUUUCUUGGUGGAAAGUAAACGGAAUUCCACUCUUGAUUCUCUCUUGUUUCUUUGUUGCAUUAAUUGGAGUUGUUUAUGAGUUACUAAAAUACUUGUCAAGAAAAUAUGAUGAAAAGAUAUACGAGUCAUGCUAUCGUCAGAUUAGUAAUGAUGAAGAAGAGAAUCCACCCGCUCCUGUGAAUCGUGUUGUCAAAUUGAAACGAUCACAACAAUUAAUUCGUUCAUUUAUCUACGCCAUUCAAGCGUUCAUAUCUUUCUUUAUUAUGUUAAUAUUCAUGACAUACAAUGGGUUUCUUAUGAUCAGCGUAGUUAUUGGUGCAGGAAUUGGUUUCUUCUUUUUCGGUAAACAAACUGUUUCAAAUAGUGAAGAGGAAGAUAUAGGA